Molecule: messenger RNA, 2709 nt
Organism: Ilyonectria robusta
Lineage: Eukaryota; Fungi; Ascomycota; Sordariomycetes; Hypocreales; Nectriaceae
Product: kinase-like domain-containing protein
Exons: 4
Coding region: 421-2292 (623 amino acids)
Biological process (GO): protein phosphorylation
Molecular function (GO): ATP binding; protein kinase activity
Source: RefSeq, a predicted model, not a curated record
CAAAAGAGACGGCCGUCAUCGCUUGCUUUCCCUCUUGCGCCGUCUCUCGUCCCUGUCAUCUUAAAGCUCCGGCCCGCCGCCAGCUGCCACGAGCUCUCCCAAAAGGGCUAAUAGUAAACAAAGGCCCUAGCUUUCGCACCCCCGACCCUCCGACCCCCCGGACGCCCGCUGUCCCAGACAACCGUCCACUCUGUUGCUGCACUGCCUGCUGACCUUAAUAACCAACAGCCAGUCCAUCGCUCGCGCAGGCUUUUUGGUUUCUCUCUGUCGCACGAUACGAUUCCUCCCCCAAGCAUUUCCGAACACUCGAUAUCCUCGACUCCCUUCUCGUCUUCCGCUAUCGCACUUGUUUGCGUCCCCGCCACUUGCACCGGGCUGCGCGAUCGAACAUUCCUUGGACAUUGUGUGACGUCGACGAAAAUGGCUGACGAGGGCGUUGCUGAGCACUAUCAAGUCCUUGAGGAGCUUGGCCGGGGGAGUUUUGGCGUUGUCUACAAGGGCAUCGAGAAAGCCACCGGCGAGACCGUUGCUAUCAAACAUAUUGACCUGGAGUCCAACGACGAUGAUAUCCAAGACAUUCAAGCCGAGAUCGCAGUGCUGAGCACCUGCGCCAGCUCCUACGUCACGCAAUACAAGGGAUCUUUCCUUCGAGGCACAAAAUUAUGGAUUGUCAUGGAGUUUCUCGGCGGCGGAUCCUGCUUGGAUUUGUUGAAACCGGCGAACUUCAGUGAGGCGCACAUCGCCAUCGUCUGCCGCGAGCUACUGCUCGGCAUCCAAUAUCUACACACCGAAGGCAAGAUCCACCGCGAUAUCAAAGCGGCUAAUGUCCUCCUGUCAGAGACUGGAAAGGUCAAGCUGGCCGACUUUGGUGUUGCGGCCCAGUUGACCAACAUCAAGUCCCAGCGAAACACUUUCGUUGGGACUCCUUUUUGGAUGGCGCCGGAAGUUAUUCAACAGGAUGGGUACAGCUUCAAGGCUGAUAUUUGGUCUCUGGGCAUCACGGCCAUGGAGAUGGCGAAUGGCGAGCCUCCUCUCUGCCAUAUCCACCCCAUGAAGGUCCUGUUCCAUAUCCCCAAGAACGCCGCACCUCGCCUGGAGGGCAAUUUCAGCAAGGAGUUCAAGGACUUCGUUUCUCAAUGUCUGACCAAGGACUACGACCGUCGACCAACUGCCAAAGACCUACUGCGACACCGCUUCAUCCGAAACGCAGGCAAGGUUGAGGCCCUCCAGGAGCUCAUCUCCCGGCGGCAGAUGUGGGAUGCCAACCAAAACCGACAAAGGCACCCCAUUUACUACCAGGAGACCCUCCAGACGAUCUCCCCCAAGGACGAGGAGCAAGAGUGGGUCUUUGACACCGUCAAGUCAGUUGCACCUUCGAGGAGACCAACCGUCAAGCAUCAUCGUAAGCCCUCGUCUAUUUUUGCUGCGGACGAGGCCAUGCGCAGGCUAGAUCUUAAGGACGCGCCGCUCGGUGUUUCCUCCCCAGGUACUGUCCGAAGGUCGACUGUUCGACGAACCCCAUCCCUUGCACAGACCUCUUCAAUUCGGUCUAACGGCUCUCCUCGACCCCAUGUGCUCCCUAAGAAGCCACUUCAGCCAGAUAUGUCCUUUGGCAACUCGGGAUCGACUAUGCGUCUGUUCCGACGAGUGCCCUCGGAUGGCUCCAUUACGAGUCAGACGGGCCAACCUGCCUCCCAAGACGAUGUCUUCUGUGACGAGAACACUCCGCCCUCGGCUAGCGCCCCUAUCGAGCCAUACGGCAAGGAAGCUGUGCUGGGACGUCGGCUAUAUGCCAGGGCCGUGGAACCGACUCUUGCCGAGCUGCAUGCUCAAACCUCUGCCAUGCAGAAACGAGAAGCGCUGGCGAAGUUGUCGGAUGCCUUUGCGGCUUUGGACGCGGUUGACCCCGAGGGUGCCUAUCAUCUGAUGAGCAACAUGGUGUCGGCAAUGUCUCAGGAUAACAAGUUGAACGCUGCUCUCCUCCGCCAGCCUACUCAGAAGAUUCCUGACGACGGAACUCCUCAGGGGACUGUUAUUGUCAAGAACUCUACACCCCAGACGAGCCCGAGCAAGCUCGUCAUGAACUCCAACAACCCACACCUCCGGAGUCACCGACGCCGACAUAUCGAAUCCCCCAUUCUGAACGAAAAGGACUUUGGGGACAAGUCCACUCUUGAGGGCAGGUACCCCGGUCAAGAGGCCAGCGCGGGCAUGGAGCACUGCAAGCAGUUAUCCGACGUGCUCUACUCUCGUUGGGUUGACGGUCUUCGCAUCCGAUGGCCCGCUGUUUGAUCCCAGCGAGCUCAUCACUUGCAGUACAUAAUGGAUGAGACGCCGUGGUCGAAUACGCAAUAAUGCAUCGCUAAUUACGGUGCUACACCAUGAUCUACUGUACGAUUUCUGUAUACAACAUCAAUGAUGUUGAUUAUUUUCUCAAAAGGGACUGGAAGGGCUUUAUUUAGGCUUGUUUGGUACCGUCGUCCGCCACAUGUGUGGUUUUCAUCAUGGCUCUGGGACACGGCAUGGUAUUCUUGGCAUGAUGAUAUCUUGACGACCGAUGGCUGCUUUUUUGCUUGCAUUUUACUGGAGCAUGGUGUUUUAUGGUAAUUUGCUACUUCGGAUGGAGGAAGGGUGGUAGUCUUGAUUUUUAGUUGCUUUGUUGUGAUUCUAGAUAGCUAGAUACGCAAUACCUAAGCAUAUGAACGCAGU